GAACCCCCAUCAUUGGUGUAUGGGGACAACACUCCAACCAAAUAAGCUUCUCAGCCAAAGCCAAUCCCUGCUGGGUUUUACAGCCAGAAGUUAUGGGGACCUCUCCUCCUGGCACUGGAACCUUGGUUGGGAAUCCUGGUGUGAGGCUGGGUCCCUUGCUCCUGAGGGGGGACCUCCACACAGCUCAGAUUUGAACAUGGAAUUCAAUCCUUCAGACCAUCCUCGAGCCAGCACAAUAUUUCUCAGUAAAUCUCAGACAGACGUGAGAGAAAAACGCAAGAGUCUCUUCAUUAACCAUCAUCCUCCAGGACAAAUAGCAAGGAAAUACAGCUCCUGCUCCACUAUUUUCCUAGACGAUAGCACAGUCAGUCAACCAAACCUCAAAUAUACAAUUAAAUGUGUAGCUCUCGCAAUAUAUUAUCACAUCAAAAACAGAGACCCAGAUGGAAGGAUGCUCUUAGAUAUUUUUGAUGAAAACCUUCAUCCUCUUUCGAAAUCUGAAGUGCCACCAGAUUAUGACAAACACAACCCAGAGCAGAAGCAGAUUUACCGGUUUGUUCGGACACUGUUCAGUGCUGCUCAACUGACGGCUGAAUGUGCCAUUGUCACUCUGGUAUACCUUGAAAGACUUUUAACAUAUGCAGAGAUAGAUAUCUGUCCCGCCAACUGGAAACGAAUUGUUCUCGGUGCGAUUCUGCUGGCCUCCAAGGUGUGGGAUGACCAGGCUGUGUGGAAUGUGGAUUACUGCCAGAUCCUGAAAGACAUCACAGUGGAGGACAUGAAUGAGCUAGAGCGACAGUUUCUUGAAUUGCUCCAGUUCAACAUCAAUGUUCCUUCCAGUGUUUAUGCCAAGUAUUAUUUUGAUCUUCGGUCUCUGGCAGAAGCAAAUAACCUGAGCUUUCCUUUGGAGCCCCUGAGCAGGGAAAGGGCUCACAAGCUUGAGGCCAUCUCUCGCCUCUGUGAGGACAAGUACAAGGACCUGAGGAGACCCACGAGGAAGCGGUCAGCGAGUGCUGACAAUCUGACUCUGCCUAGGUGGUCCCCGGCCAUCAUCUCCUAACUGGGCAUCCCCACUGGAGGCUGUACCAUCCCUCAGUUUCUCCUUUAGUUUGAGAAAAGACAGACUUGGGAUGGUUUUGUUUUUGUUUCCCUUUUUUGGUUUUGUUAAAGUCAUAACUCCAUCAGGCUGCUUCAAUGGCUGCCUUUGAGCUGUGUGGCCCACAUGCAGCAAGGCUUUGAGGGAAGCAAAAUCAGUAUUCUGGAAAUCCUGUUUCACACCUUGCCCUGUCAUCAUUAACAGCACUUCCUUCUUGGAAGAUAAAGACUCGAAUCCUGGAGGAGGAAGUAAAGGGAAAGGAAAGUUGUGUAGAAGCAGGAAAAAUAGCUAAUGACAUGGCCAUUUCUUAAGUCCCCCAUCUGGUCAGUAGGUGAAUAUGACCGAAAACAACAGUAGUUAACACAGUUAGAUGUUCAUUAAAGACAAGAGUGCUGCCUUUAUCACCUCUGUCUGGAUCAGUCUGUUCUUUAAGACUUCUUGCAUCCCUUCUAACUGCUAUUUGGGGAUUUGGGGGAUUUUUGUUGGUUUUUAUUCUGUUUUGGUUUUGGCCCCACAGAGCAGAGAAUAUAGUUUGUACCAUGGCACAGACAUCCAAAUAAAUAGUACUGGUUGUUUCUCUCUGCGCUAUUCCUGUGAGCUGUCUCCUGAGCUUUCUUCCUCACAAGUGGAAUGCACUUGUUACAUUUCUCUACGACUUUAUUUUAUACACUUUUUCUUCAACAAUGGCAAAAUUAACUUGACAAUAGUGCUGAACCAAAAGUAUCCCUUUCCUUCUUUAUUCCGAACCUCCCCCCCAAAAAAAAAAUUCUAGAUAAACAUGGGUGCUUGUGCCUUCCAAUUUUCAUGCAGUUGUUCUUUUUAUCUGACCUGAAGUUGUAGGUAUAAAUCAGUCACACCUCAUGGGCCAAGGAAACAAUGUGCAGUAGAAGCUGUCCUUGGUUGAGAUUUUUUUCCAGAUUGCUUGGUGUUUGCCUGAAGUUAUUGAGUAGGAGCCAUUUCUUUGUACUCCCUGCCCAGUUUGUUCCUCUACUUCUGCAUCCAUUGUUGCAAGCAAUAUUCUUAUCAAUUUUUAUAUGUUUAUUUUAAAUCAAAGUUAGUCUAUUUGUAUAAAUUUUUUUAAAAAUUUAAAAUUAAAAAAUGGGGGUGGGGUGGGUAGUCCAGUGGGGAGAUUAUUGGAGGGCAAAAUGUUACUAUUUGCUGAGAUAUUUUUCACAGAAUGAUUGAAUAAAAAAAAACACAACA
Molecule: messenger RNA, 2299 nt
Organism: Myotis davidii
Lineage: Eukaryota; Metazoa; Chordata; Mammalia; Chiroptera; Vespertilionidae
Gene: CCNY
Product: cyclin Y
Exons: 10
Coding region: 20-1060 (346 amino acids)
Biological process (GO): regulation of cyclin-dependent protein serine/threonine kinase activity; regulation of canonical Wnt signaling pathway
Cellular component (GO): plasma membrane; cytoplasmic cyclin-dependent protein kinase holoenzyme complex
Molecular function (GO): cyclin-dependent protein serine/threonine kinase activator activity; protein kinase binding
Source: RefSeq, a predicted model, not a curated record